Messenger RNA from Microplitis demolitor, 628 nucleotides. RefSeq names its product putative mediator of RNA polymerase II transcription subunit 12. The record is from RefSeq and is a predicted model, not a curated record. Bases 32 to 337 code for a protein of 101 amino acids. Lineage: Eukaryota; Metazoa; Arthropoda; Insecta; Hymenoptera; Braconidae. The transcript is spliced from 2 exons.
GUCAACCGGGUGGUACGAUGUGGAUGAGUCAAUGGACAUAUUCAUCGAUGAUGUGCUGAAUGAUCAGCUUGACAUCGAUGAACUGCUGGAAGAAGCCGAGCAGCAGCAGGAUCAGGAGCAGCAGCAGUGCCGACAACAGCCAGCAGCUCCAUUGACUUAUGAGGGUAAGCCCCUCUGGCAUACCCGCAAACAACCACCAUCACCGGAGAUUUCAGCCAGUGAAUCUGAGUCGACAUCGAUUUAUGAUGCUGAAGCUGAAUCAUUGUCGGCGUUGGAGCAUAUACGUCAGCAGCAGUCGAUGGAGAUUGAAAGGAUCCAACAACUUCAGCAGCAGUAGCUUCAGAUGGAGCAGCAGCAGCUUUAGAUUCAAGAGCAACAGGUGGAGCUUCAGCGACGUCAGGAGCGUCAACAGUCGCUGGAAGCUCAAGUAAGACGCUUCAGAAUGCUGCAGGACCACGAUGCUGAAGUGUUCGUGGAGCAAAGCCAGGCAAUAGAUUACUGGCAGCUCUAAUUCCACCAACUGGAGCGAAACUGUCGAGUGCUGCUGACUCAGUUAAAUAGGGAAGCGUGUGACGUCGAUAUGGAAGCUGAAUCCAACUGACCAUUGUGAUUACGAUUAUUAUUAUUA